CAUCACCUGCACUUUCUCCAUUGCACACACUUACAUUAAUAGAGAGAAGCUUUUAUAUAUGGUCGUCAACAUGUUCAGGAAAUCACUAGGCUUCUUCUUCUUGCUCCUUCUCCUUGUCUUUGCCUCUCAGGUGGUGGUGCAGACUGAGGGAAGAUUGUGUGAGUCACAGAGCCACGGGUUCAAAGGUGCAUGCACAAGUGACCACAACUGUGCUCUGGUUUGCAGGAACGAAGGUUUCUCCGGCGGCAACUGCAAAGGGUUCCGCCGCCGCUGCUUUUGCACCAAGAUUUGUUGAGAUAUGAUCAAACCACCGCUGCAUGCAUGUUGCCGUGGAAAUAACAAUAAAUCACAUGUCAAGUAAAUUGUACUCUUUAUCCAUUUGGAAGCUACCACAACCAACUCAUGUAGCUUAUGCAUUUGCUUACGUGUCAACUGUUCGGGUUAAAUUAUAUUUAUAAUUAAUGCAUGCACUUUAAUUAAGUACCCAUGUUUGGUCAAA
Cajanus cajan (pigeon pea) is the source of this 499-nucleotide messenger RNA. Its product is annotated as defensin-like protein 1. Gene Ontology annotation, biological process: defense response. Lineage: Eukaryota; Viridiplantae; Streptophyta; Magnoliopsida; Fabales; Fabaceae. The record is from RefSeq and is a predicted model, not a curated record.